UCAGGGCAAACGCAGCUGCCCUCGUAAUCCCAACACUCCGGCGCUUUGUUUGAACAAACCACUGGUGCACUCGGAGCUUGGUACCCCACGAUUUGGACCGAUCUUAGCUCCACACCAAUACGAUUCCAAGCAAUACUGAGCCCGCUAUCCUUCAGUCAAUGAGCUUCCGAGUCCCCCAUGAACACUUGCAAGGCUGGAACAUGCUUGGAAGCCAAGGUGCUAUUAACGAAAAUUGCCGCGGCCGGGCUUGUAGAUGUAGAGAUAUAAUUAUGGUUCAUGCCCUGAUUGAUGCUGGAGAUCGACAGGGGGAUUCCAGAUUGCUCACUGAAACUCGAGUACACCAUGACGAACAGCAGCAGCGACGACGAGUACAAGCCUGGCACAAUCCGCCAGGAGAAGUUCGAUGCGACUGUACCUCAUUACGCCGACACUGACGUCGACGGCAUCGAGGAGAAGAGGAUUGUGCGCAAGAUCGACUGGAGACUGUUGCCCAUCCUCGGCGCCCUGUACUCCAUUUCCCUUAUCGACCGCACCAACAUCGCCAAUGCCCGUGUUGCAGGUAUGGGAGCCGACCUGGGGCUCAAUAUCGGCGAUAGAUACACCAUCGCCCUCGUGAUGUUCUUCCCGACAUACUUCCUCUUCGAACUGCCUUCCAAUAUCGUCCUGCGCAAAGUCGGGAGUGCUAAUUGGCUUGCCUUCAUCGCGCUCUCAUGGGGUGCUGUCAUGAUCGGCCAGGGCUUCGUCACGAGCUGGCAGGCACUCACUGCGUGCCGUGCGUUGCUGGGUUUCUUCGAAGCGGGCUUCUUCCCGGGCUGUGUGUACCUGAUUACGUGCUGGUACAAGCGACGUGAGAUGCAGAAACGCCUGGGCGGCUUCUACCUCGUCGCCGUCGGCAUCGGUGGCAUCGCCAACAUCCUCGCCUACGGCAUCAUGCAGAUGGAGGGCGUCGGUGGCAUCCGCGGCUGGCAAUGGAUCUUCAUCCUCGAGGGAAUCCUGACCUGCGUCGUCGCCAUCGGGGCGUGGUUCAUCAUCCUCGACUUCCCGGACAGGGCGGCGAAGCAGGGUUUCCUGAACGAGCGCGAGGCAGCCUUUGUCCUGCGCCGCAUCGAGGAGGAUCGAGGUGAUUCUGAGGCCGAUCCGCUUACGUGGGCCAAGUUCUGCAAGCAUCUCAGCGAUCUGAAGCUGUGGGCUUUCUGCACUCUGUUCAUGAGCACCACCGUGCCUGUGUAUGCUUUCGCCUACUUCACUCCCGUCAUCCUCGUCGGCCUGGGCUACUCUGCCGGCAUCGCAAACGCCCUCUCGGCGCCCCCCGCCGUGCUCGCCAUGAUCACCGCCUUCGGCUUCGCCUGGAUCGGCGACAAGUACCAAGUCCGCGCGCCCAUCAUCGCCGCGCAGAGCAUAAUCUGCCUCAUCGGGCUGAUGAUCGUCGCCUACGCCACCAACGGCGGCGUCCGCUACUUCGGCGUCUUCCUGGGCAUCAUGGGGUCCCAGGGCAACGUGCCAGCCAUUCUGACGUACCAAGCCAACAACAUCCGUAUGCAAAGUAAGCGCAGCACGGCGAGUGCGCUGCAGAUUGGGUUUGGCGCCAUCGGCGGUAUCAUCGCGUCGACGGUGUUCCGCCAGCGCGAUGCGCCGCGCUAUGUUGUCGGGCUAUGGAUUGCUGCUGGGCUGCAGUUUUACACGUUGAUAGUGUUGGCGGUUACGAGUUGGUAUUUCCGCAAGAUGAAUCGCAGGACUGAUGAGCAGGUCGCGAGGGGUGAGGUGCCGGAUGCUAUUGAAGGGCAGAUUGGAUUCAGGUAUACCAUCUGAGUGGCGCGGGUGGAGCGGUGUGUGGUGUGCAGAGAAGUGGAAACUGUGUCGGAUGCGGAAGACGAGAUGGUGGUUUCUGACAGCUCUUUGGCACGAUGCGAGAGGGACAUGUAUUCUUAGGUAGCAGAAAACAACGUCCGCAC
This is a messenger RNA of Didymella exigua CBS 183.55, 1952 nucleotides long. Its product is annotated as MFS general substrate transporter. Gene Ontology annotation, molecular function: transmembrane transporter activity. The record is from RefSeq and is a predicted model, not a curated record. NCBI's taxonomy places the organism in Eukaryota, Fungi, Ascomycota, Dothideomycetes, Pleosporales, Didymellaceae. Gene Ontology annotation, cellular component: membrane. The transcript is spliced from 5 exons. Gene Ontology annotation, biological process: transmembrane transport. The coding region runs from base 289 to 1809 and encodes 506 amino acids.